AUGCGGUUAUUUGGGUCUAUUUUGGUCGGUGUUGCUAUUAUUGUCCAGUGGAUAAAUGCCGAAAACUUGUACGAUGGUUCUCCACAUAUUGUUGAAUUGACACCGAAGAAUUUUGAAAAGGUAGUGGACCUAACUAACUAUACCAGUGUGGUUGAGUUCUAUGCUCCAUGGUGUGGGUACUGCCAACGAUUGCAGGGGACCUUUAAGAAGGUAGCGAAGGCUUUGGAUGGUGUUGUGCAGGUUGCUGCGGUGAAUUGUGAUGAAGCUAAGAACAAGCGGCUUUGUGCCAAGCAUCGGAUACAAGGAUUCCCAACAUUGAUGGUGUUCAGGCCUCCUAAGGUAGAUGUGAAUAAGCCUGGGAGUGUGACCAAGCGGUCUAUGCGGCAUGGGAUGGAGGUUUACUCGGGAGCACAGGAGGUGAAACCGUUGGUGAACUUUGCGGUUUCUCGGAUCAAGAACUAUGUUACCAAAUGGAUGCAUAUCGGCAAGUUGGGCGAUGUUGUUCAGAACACUGACAGCAGUAUUAGAUAUGCUGCGUUGCUUAUUUCGAAGAGGGAUAUGAUUUCCCCAGUGUACAAGAGUAUUGCUAUUGACUGGUUGGGCAAAAUUGAGUUCUAUUACAUUAGCCAUGCUAGGUUGGCAGGCGCUAAGUCGUUUGAAUUACCAUCUCAUCCGAACAUCGAAGCAUUCGUGCGGGGUUUGAUCACAGCCGAUCAUGAAGAGAGUAAACUAGUAUUGUUUGAUAAAGAAAAGGAUGAACUCCAUGUGUUCGGUGAGGGAGCAAUUAAAAAAUUGAAUGUGGCUACAUUCUUAUCACAAUUUGAGACUCCACAAGAAGGCCCACUCUCGAAGAGAGAAGAUUUUUUGAAUUCCUUAAAGACAGGCUCAAAAAAGACGUCCUCCAAGAAACAUAAGAAACAGCAAGAAUUAGAUCAUGAUGAACUGUAG
Eremothecium cymbalariae DBVPG#7215 is the source of this 948-nucleotide messenger RNA. RefSeq names its product protein disulfide isomerase MPD1 (gene MPD1). The record is from RefSeq and is a predicted model, not a curated record. The coding region runs from base 1 to 948 and encodes 315 amino acids. NCBI's taxonomy places the organism in Eukaryota, Fungi, Ascomycota, Saccharomycetes, Saccharomycetales, Saccharomycetaceae. Gene Ontology annotation, molecular function: protein-disulfide reductase activity; protein disulfide isomerase activity. Gene Ontology annotation, cellular component: endoplasmic reticulum lumen. The transcript has a single exon. Gene Ontology annotation, biological process: response to endoplasmic reticulum stress.